Molecule: messenger RNA, 711 nt
Organism: Lodderomyces oxycetoniae
Lineage: Eukaryota; Fungi; Ascomycota; Pichiomycetes; Serinales; Debaryomycetaceae
Exons: 1
Coding region: 1-711 (236 amino acids)
Cellular component (GO): mRNA cleavage and polyadenylation specificity factor complex
Molecular function (GO): mRNA binding
Source: RefSeq, a predicted model, not a curated record
AUGGAUAAUAAAAGUACAUGCGUUUCAAUAGGGAAGUUUCCUCUCGAUUAUACCGAGGAACAGGUGUUAGAGAUAGCGCGAUCAGUAGGUCCUGUUCUUGAUGUUAAGUUAUUAUUUGACGAGAUGACUGGAAAAUCCAAAGGUUAUGCAAUAGUAAAUUAUGGUGAUGUUGAGACAGCGGGAUCUGCGGUACGAAACCUCAAUUACAUGACAUUGCCAAAUGGGAGGUUUCUAAAGUGUUCAAUGGUAAGUGGCUAUAACACAGAAGAAGAAUCUGCGGUGAAACUACCGCCAUUACCCUUGGGAGUGCAAAUACACCCUAAUCAGAAUGCAUCACAGGUCAUCUCGAGUUUGCUUUCCAACAUUGACUCAAAUUCGGCAUUACAGAUCUUAAAGGAAAUAAAAACCAUGAGCAUAGAGAACCCCAAAGGUGCACAGUUGCUUCUUGAGAGGUUCCCCCAACUUGCAUUAGCUCUAGUUGAGCUUGGCUUGAUCACCAACACAACGAACCAAGAACUAAUAGAAAUGACCUUGAACAAACGCACGAUAGAGUUGAAGAAUUUAUCUAUUGAUCACGUCAACUUGUUGCAAUCAGUGUAUGCAUUAUCAGAUGAUGAACUAAAAGACUUGGAUGAAGAUCAGCAGCAAGUAGUGAAAAAAGUAAAAAAGGAAAUCGAAAAGGGCUCAUAUGGCGAUAUUCUUGAAAAGUAA